Messenger RNA from Naegleria gruberi, 1303 nucleotides. RefSeq lists its product as uncharacterized. Lineage: Eukaryota; Heterolobosea; Eutetramitea; Acrasida; Naegleriidae. The coding region runs from base 1 to 1104 and encodes 367 amino acids. The transcript has a single exon. The record is from RefSeq and is a predicted model, not a curated record.
AUGUUGGUCAAUUCGUCGUCUCCAUCUUCGGUUCAUCCACACAGUAAACUUUUAAAUUCAUCAUCCUCUUCGAGUAAUAAUAAUAACAUGACGAUUUCUAACAAAUCUGCAGUGGCGAGUCAACCUGUAUUCAUUAAUACUACUUCAACUUCAUAUUCUGCCUCCUAUACGAAUCUAAAACAACAACAAUCGGCACCAAUUUCAAUGGCUAACACCACAAAUAAUAAUAGCAAACAUAUUACGAGACAAUCCUCCACUCUAACUUCUUAUUCAUCCUCCAAUAAUAUCAACAACAACAGCAACAAUACAAAGAUUAUCAAUUCAAAGCCCGUUCUGCAGAUCAACUCUACAAAUUUUGGCGACAAACUCGCACAUAAUGUUAUUCAUCAAACAGAAACAUUUAAAACAAUACCCAACAACACUAAUUAUUCCCAAAUCAAUCCAAAAACUCUUUAUAGCACCGAUUACAAUAUUCAGUCAACCAGUAACAGUCCACCACUGGCUAACAAGGCAGGCACCUCCAAACACAGUAAUAUUCAAAGCUGUGUGCACCAUCAACAACCAAACACUAUUUCAAAUACAGUGACAAACUCCACCGCACAAAAUAUCAAUAAUAUUAAUAGACAAGUCAGGAGUACAAGUAAUGGAAGUGAUGUCCUUCCAUUGAAUCUUGGUGUUAACACAAUGAGAACAAAUAGCAGCAAUGGUCAACAUAUUAGGGGGCUUGCAAUAAGUACUUCCUCACUAACAACAAACUCCUCAACCAAACUACCUCCUCUUUCCCUUCAUCGAUUGGAAAAAUCUACCUCUGAGUCAUCAUUGGAAAAUUUACAUAAUCACCACCAUCAACAUGGUGCUGAACCAGCAACACCAAGAGUUGUUAAUCUUGACAAGUAUUUUAAAUUUGCUCAACUAAUUAUGGACGAGGAGGCAUGUGAGGUUUUUCUUGAAUUUUUGAGAAGGAAACGAAAUGAAGAAAACUUGGAGUUUAUUCUUCAAGUUUCUGCUCUUAAAAAGAUUCCAACACUAAGUCAUGGAUAUGCUAUUGAAAUUUUGCAAAGAAUUCGUUCUGAUUUUCUAACUAACGGCGCCAGUACGAACUGAAUGUUAGCAAACAUGUCAAAUCACUCUCGAUUGACAGGAUUGAUCGCUGUUUACAACAAUCAAUGCCAUCAAGUCAUUCUUCACUCAAUUUUGCCAGUUCUCCUGUUGAUUCUCUUAUCCAAUCCUCUUCGCCAUCUACUGUUUCGACUCUAACUUAUUCAACAACAGCCAAUUCUGUGGACAACUCAUACGAUUCUCC